Eriocheir sinensis (Chinese mitten crab) is the source of this 1026-nucleotide messenger RNA. RefSeq lists its product as uncharacterized. NCBI's taxonomy places the organism in Eukaryota, Metazoa, Arthropoda, Malacostraca, Decapoda, Varunidae. The record is from RefSeq and is a predicted model, not a curated record. The transcript has 4 exons. Bases 338 to 640 code for a protein of 100 amino acids.
AUUGUUUUGAUUUUUUUAAAGAGCCGCGCGGAUUGGUGUCUGGGGGUCGGAGUUUGCUGCUGGGCCUCUCGUGUGUGUGUGUGUGUGUGUGUGUAGCCCGCCCAUGACCCAACGCGGCCAUCAUCCUGCUGACCACCACGAACUUGCCGAUGACUGCAGCAGCCCAGCCUUUCGGGCUCUCGAGAACGUGCUUCCAUGGUCUUCUCAACGCCCUUAAGCAGGAAGACGUAGGCAGCAGGGCCGGAGCUCUUUGCAGGCAGCAGUGCAACACGGAGUUCUGCUGAUAUAUUAUUCUGCUGAACACAAACACGCCGCACACAAGGGAAGGAAGGACGUGAUGGAGCCCUUCUUUGACUUUGUGCCGGUGGACGUAAAGGAGGAGCCGGUAGACAACCAAGUGUCAUCAUUCACCACACAGCAGCCGCCCUCACUGGUGGAUAGCGUGAGCGAUCACUCCGAAGAUGUCCUCUCCCAGUGUGACGAGACUGCUAUCAAGAAGGAGGAGGAGGAGGAGGAGGAGGAGGAGGAUGUGUGCGUGAAGGAUGAGCCCAUUGAAGACUUGGACCCAGCCACUAACUGUACCUUUGUCCCUACGCUGAAGCCCAAGCUACGUAACAUCAGCGUUGGCAGGCUUGCUUGAGGGGCCUGGAUGGUGUUCAGCCUCAGCCCGUCAUGGCGCAGGCAAGUGUUUAUAGUGGCGCCAUCUUCUCUUGGCUCAUGCUGCCCCCCGGAACUCCUUCUUGAUUCACUUGGACGGUUUCCUCUAGAGUCCGGGUUGAUGGGUGGUCUUCAGGACAGCAUGUGGGUAGUUUUAAGCCACUCGGCGGUGACUGAAAAAUCCCAGGUGGUAGCGUGGGGAUUUGAACCUGCGUCGUCCAUCACGCGGUGAAUGUGGGCCCAGCACGGUACCACUCAGCCGCCGGCAUCUGCAUCUUCAAUGGCACGGCGCUGUAAACAAACAUUUGGCUGAGCAGCGCCCCGCCUACACACAGGCCUCAACACUUCCUUCAUCACCCUGGAGAGGCG